AUGUCUUACCGAGGGGUUCUGAGCCGAGUCCCCGAAGAGCAGCGGGACCUGGACCGCAUGAAGAGCGCCGCUGCAGAGUUCUACCGGGUCACCGGAGUCCCCCAGGUGAUAGAGAGAGCUCUGAACGAGCUCUUCUCGCACGAGCCCGAUGACGUCUACGGAUACCUGGCAAAUUAUUUUACAAACCUAUCUGCACCGCCAAGGAUCAGCAGGCUGAAAGGAAGGGAGGUUUAUGGCGCGAGAGGACAGCUGUGCAUCGAGGCAAAGGUCUUCUGCAUCGUCUGCAACGAGGAAAAGAGCAUGUCUUCAGCCGCCGUCUCCAGCCACUCUGGGCCGAAGGAGACGUCACCGGACUGGAAAGCAAAGAGUGGAGAGAGGGCGGAGCAUGUGACGACUGCUGCCCAGUGGAUCAAUGGCCCUCUGAACAACAUGCUGAAGGGCCAACCCCCCGGGGACCAAUCAGAUGUCGACCAUUUGCUCAGCGAUUUCUUCAUGGCCCGCCUCCUGGAGGAGAAAGACCUCCGGAACCAGGAGAAGGAGGAGAGUGAAUCGCCCAGCGAGCCGGAGGUGCCGCCGCCUUCCCCGCGGUCGGCACAGACUAAAAACAAGAAGAGCGUCGAUAAAGGUAAAAAGAGCAACGCCGCGGAGAAGUCUUUGCCUCCGGCAGAGCCACCGGAACCAGUUGUCCCCGGGAGCUCGGCCAUCGGCGCAGUGUCUCUGGCCGUGGCCAAAACCGCCGCACAAACACAGGGAAUCCCUCUCUACCAACACAUAGCAGCUCUGAAGAGCAGAACGGCUCCGGCUCGGCUCCACAUCCCUGUGUCUUUGGUCACGUUGCUGAGCUGUGGGAAGACUUCUCCCGGGAAACUGAAUUUGCUGGAGGAAAUCAUCCUGAUCCCCAAAGCUGGACAACGAGUCAAACAAAUGAUCACAAUGACCCUCGAGUUACAGAAGGAGAUGAUGAGAAUAAUGAGCGCUUCAACAAAAGUCGGGGCGACCCAGGCGGCGCCGUGCGGCAGCGGAGCGCCGGCGGUGGCCUACGAGCGACCCGAGCAGCCUCUGGACCUGAUCGCUGAAGCCUGCGCGAACUCUGGACUGGCACUGGGAACGGAGAUCCACUUAGCACUAAACUGCGCUGGCCCGGAGUUAAUGGACUGUUCUAAAGGGAAGUAUGAAGUUGCAACCGGAGUUUUGAAGUCUCCGGAUGAAUUAGUUGAUUUGUACCAAACCCUUAUCAGCAAAUAUCCAGCAGUGGUGGCCUUAAUCGACCCGUUUAGGAGAGAGGACGUCGACCAGUGGGAGAAGCUGAGCAACGGGAUUGGAGACUCGUGUUCUCUGCUCUCCGACCUCACCUUCAGGGCAAAGGCCCCACCCCUCCCGGGAGUCAGAGGUCACAUCUUGAAACACAUUCACGAGACAACGGUCAGUGAUUUGAUCCGCAUCACAUCAGAACACCAAGGUUCAGUGUUGAUGGGAACAACAUGCAGUGAGCCCUGCAGUGAGGACUCGUGGUCAGAUAUAGCUGUUGGUCUGGGCCUGGACUAUGUCAAACUGGGAGGUCUGAGCGGUGCUGAGAGGAUGACUAAGUACAACCGGAUGAUUUCUAUAGAAGAAGAACUGGCCCAACAGGGAAUACUGGCCUCCGAGGAGAAGCACCACCACCCCCCCCCACUGUUCUACGAUGAACCGCAGGAGCCGGAGAGUGCCGCCUGACACCGGCCCGGCUCACAGCGUCACGUUUGUACGGAGAGAAAAUCUGAUUUAAACGUUUAAAUCCGGCGCCGCAUUAGAUUCCACUCUCAUCGCCUCGUCCCUCCGUCGUCUCUUCCUCGCCCGUCGACAUGUUCACCGCCGAGUUGAUUAUGAGCCGAGUGCAUUAUUCUAGUGUUACCGUUCUGCUUUAUUUAAAAACGGUGGUAGAAAAAAAAAAAAUCAAUAUGAAGCUAAGUGAGGAAACAUAACCUUCAAUAAAAACAGUUUUCACAGCGUCUCGCUGCUUCUUCAGAUGAACACGAGCCGCACCUCGCGUCACAAUCCAUCAUCACAUGAUUAUCUAAACAUUGCAGCACUAAGGUCAUUAUGUCAUGUGACCACGAGCCAUUUAAAGCUUUUUAUGAUAAAUAAUAAUAAUAAUAAUAAUAAUGAGUUUAGUUAUAUAGCACCUUUUAAAAACAUAGUUUACAAAGUGCUCUAUACAAAGAAUCAAGGCUAAACCAAUAGAAUUGUAAGUCACACAUAUAAAAUUAAAAACAGACAAACUAAAUUAGGGGAACCAAAGAAAUGCAUAAAAGGACGACAUCACUUAAAGGCUGUUCUAUAAAAAUGGGUUUUCAGAAAUGAUUUAAAUAAAGUGACUGAUUCUGUGAGCCAUUAACAAUGUUUGUCUCACAUUGUAUUGCUAAGAAGACAAAAUAUCCAGUUAAAAAAAUGAGUCUUUUAAGUAAAAAAACACAGAAUAUGUAUUCUGCCUACUACUCAUAUGAAUAAUUUGUCAUAUUCAUUGAAGGUGUUGUAACUUUAAUCUUGAUUAAACACACUAGGCGAGUCCACAGUCGACUGCCGGGGAGGGGAGACGUUCCUCCUGAGUGGUGCAGAUGUAGUGGCUCUUGAGAACACCCCUCUGGCUGUAGUAGAAUGGUACAGUCCGAUAGUCAAGGCCAAAGUCUCCUGAGGCGACGCUCGGCUCCGGGACCCUUCACGACGGCGGGUUGACGGAGGAGUUGCAGCUAAAUAAAUCCAUUUAAAAUAAAUAUGUUAACCCUC
Messenger RNA from Pseudoliparis swirei, 2763 nucleotides. It is a transcript of the gene eno4, whose product is annotated as enolase 4. The record is from RefSeq and is a predicted model, not a curated record. NCBI's taxonomy places the organism in Eukaryota, Metazoa, Chordata, Actinopteri, Perciformes, Liparidae. The coding region runs from base 1 to 1713 and encodes 570 amino acids. Gene Ontology annotation, cellular component: phosphopyruvate hydratase complex. Gene Ontology annotation, molecular function: magnesium ion binding; phosphopyruvate hydratase activity. Gene Ontology annotation, biological process: glycolytic process. The transcript has 13 exons.